This is a messenger RNA of Halichondria panicea, 1682 nucleotides long. Its product is annotated as sushi, von Willebrand factor type A, EGF and pentraxin domain-containing protein 1-like. Lineage: Eukaryota; Metazoa; Porifera; Demospongiae; Suberitida; Halichondriidae. Bases 20 to 1582 code for a protein of 520 amino acids. The transcript is spliced from 8 exons. The record is from RefSeq and is a predicted model, not a curated record.
UUAUAGAGGACUCACAAAAAUGAACAACUCUAGCUUGCUUCUUCUUACUGUCAUUAUAUCAGCAUGUGCAGCACAGCAAGUAUACCUCUCCCUGGGAUAUGGAUCAACCAACAUCAUGACUAACAACACUGAGAUCCUCAUCACUGAUAUUGGAGAGGAUGCGGGUGGUUUGCCUUCUCUCAUCUGUCAUACUGACUUCACUGCCUGCUGUAGAAGUUAUGCCGAGAACAAUGGUAAUGGAGGACUAGGACAGUGGACGUAUCCUAAUGGGAGUGUGAUACUGAACAAUCCUGGGUCAACGGCUGUUGGUGAGCUGUUCUACAUUGUGAGGAAUGCUCCACAACUGAUCAGACUGGCUCGUAGACAAUCUAGCAACCCUUUGAGUCCAACUGGAUCCUACUGCUGUACUAUACCCACUACUGGAGGGGAAAUGAUAUUCUGUGCCAAACUUGUUGUGUGUUUGUCCUUCCCUCCCCUGACCAAUGGGAUGAUCUCCUACUCUGACCCAACACCGGGUGUAGGAAGCAUGGCUACCUUCAGCUGUGAGCCUAGAUACCGCCUUAUUGGCGAGAAUACUAGAACUUGUCAUGAUGGAUGGAGUGGAUAUAACUCAUUCUGUCAAGUUUUCUCCUGUGGCUCUCCACCGCCUAUUUUCAAUGGGUCUCUUGAAGUCCCAGUGAAUGUGACCAUUGGAUCAUCAGUAACAUACGAUUGUAGCACAGGAUAUGAACUGGUAGGAUCAGCUAUAAUUCAUUGCCAGUCAACUGGAAGAUGGACUAUGAGACCAAGGUGUCUUCUGAUCAUUUGUGGAGCACCUCCUCCUAUUCUAAAUGGAUCUCAUGCAAUACCGAGCACCUUUGUGCUCGGAGGUAAUGUGAGCUACAGCUGUGAUUAUGAAUACGAGUUCUCUGCUGGAGUGAGAGUGACAAAUGCCACCUGCCAGGCUGAUGGAAAUUGGACCUCUCUGAUUUGCAAACCUGUAACCUGUGGCCCGCCUCCCCCUAUUCCCAAUGGAUCUCCUGGGACACCAACAAGUACAAUACUCAGAGGGACAGUUAUCUACAGCUGUGACUCUGGAUACGAACUGUUCGGAUCAACUACAGCAACUUGUGAAGCUAGUGGGAGUUGGACUUUACGGCCAAUUUGUGCAGGUACACUCGUAUUCAAUAUUCAAAUAAUUAUGUUGCAUUCAGCUGUUUCCUGUGGCCUUCUUCCCACUAUUACUAAUGGAUCUCCCAGGACACCAACCAGCACAACAUUUGGAGGGACAGUGACAUACAGCUGUGACACUGGAUACAAACUGGUACCAUUGACAGCAGUGACUUGUCAGGCUAGUAGGAGGUGGAGUACACUACCUAUGUGUACAAUUGUCUCUUGUGGACUACCUCCUCUUGUUGCAAAUGGUUCAUGUGUUCACUCUGGUUUUACAUUCGAAGAGAACGCUAUCUACAAUUGUGACAAUGGGUAUAAUAUUUCUGGUACUUCUACUAUCAGUUGCCAGGCGAAUGGGAGGCGAAUGGGAGGUGGGAAUCGGCACCUACAUGUACUCCUGUUUCUUGUGGCUCCCCUCCUGCAAUUUUGAAUGGAUCUUCUACCACACCUGCUGAAGUAGUUACAUUUGGGGAAACUGUGACUUACGAAUGUGAUACUGGUAAUGAGGUGUCGGGAUCAUCUACUGUAAC